AUGAAAAAGAAAAAUGAUCUUAUAAUCUAUAAGGAUGAGGUACAAGAUGAAACUUUAAAUUUACAAAUUGAGAAAGAAGGAGAAUUGAAGCAACAGGUUAACCAAUUGGGUACUAAGCUGAAUGAAAUGAACAAUCAAAUUGUAAAUGAGCUGGGAGAAAAUUCCCAAAAGUUUCAACGUGGCCAUGUUGACAAGAAAAGUAAUAACACUAGUUCUAUAGAUCGAGAAGAAAAUGAGAAAUUUUGUAAAAAUGGUGAAGGCAAUGAAAAGGAUAAAUGUGAUGCGGUAAAGGAUGGCAAAGAGAAUAGACAUCUAUCCCUUGAGCCAGAUGCAGAGGUAGAGGCCGAACUAGAAGCAGCGGAAGAAGCAGAGGCAGUGAUAACCUCGCAACAAGCUGAUUCUACAUCAUGUGAAAACUACAGUUCUUCCCCUGCCCCUCAGGGGGAAGAGAAGAACAAUACCGAUGAGAGUCAUCGGAGCAGAGAAACGAGGAAUGAACUGAAUGAACUGAAUGAACUGAAUGAAGAGCUAUUUCCACUAUCAAACAGUUUCCUGAUCAGGGAAUGUAAGACGAAAAGUGAAUUCGAAAAUGAAAAUGAAAAUUCAGAAAGCGGAGUAAAACAACGCAGAGUCCAAUUAAGUGACCAUCAGACGGAUACUAAAGUAAACCAAAGUGCCAACCACGAAAAAUUGAAAGAUCAAGAUGGAAGAGAAAAAUGCAUAAGGAAAGAAAAUGAAAUUCAAGGUGAUGUUAAGUACGAGGGGCAGGAACAGACUUGUGCUAAUGCAUCCGAUGUCGAAAAGACAAAGGAAGUAAACUUUACAAAUCAUAUGUUUUCCAAUAAUAGUUUUACUGAUGAUGAUUUCUUCAAUGAUACCUCUUUCGAUGGUGGCCCAUUCGACAAGGAUGACUUCCACAAUUUUUCCCAUAUUGAGAAAGCACAAGAAGACCCAAACGAGGUAAAACAAAAUUCACUGAUAGACAUAUACAAAGAAAUAAAAAUAUGUGAACAUUUAUUUUUAGACAACUUUGGCCAAACUUGUGAAAAUAUUGAAAUAAAGGAAAUAAUAAACAACGAGAAGAAAGAAGAAACCAACAAUCCCUCAAUUGACUUUAAUUCCAUUGAGGACAUUUCUCAUUUUUUGUGUGAGAAACACAUUCCUGAUUCAGAUCAUCCAUCCAUCCAACAGUGCAUAAGUGAAAAUAUGAAACUACUUAUUCAAGAACAGAAAAAAAACAAUAAAAAAAUUAAAAUGAACAAAAAUUACAUUGACUUUAAAACUUUCCAGAACACCUUGCCACCUAAUCUGCGACAGAAAAUAUUUAAGGAAUACAAAAAAAACAUUUAA
Molecule: messenger RNA, 1350 nt
Organism: Plasmodium gonderi
Lineage: Eukaryota; Apicomplexa; Aconoidasida; Haemosporida; Plasmodiidae
Exons: 2
Coding region: 1-1350 (449 amino acids)
Source: RefSeq, a predicted model, not a curated record